This is a messenger RNA of Aspergillus alliaceus, 621 nucleotides long. Its product is annotated as bacterial alpha-L-rhamnosidase. The transcript is spliced from 3 exons. Lineage: Eukaryota; Fungi; Ascomycota; Eurotiomycetes; Eurotiales; Aspergillaceae. The record is from RefSeq and is a predicted model, not a curated record. The coding region runs from base 1 to 621 and encodes 206 amino acids. Gene Ontology annotation, biological process: carbohydrate metabolic process.
AUGACUACCUGGAUGAAGACAUUGCCACGAAAUCAAACCGGUGCUACACACUUGUGGGAUACCAAGAUCUUCCAGCUUGGUGAUUGGCUCGACCCAGCAGCUCCGCCCGACUGCAUGAUUCGGAUUGCCGGCAUCUUAGGCAAACACGCCGAUCGGGAUUAUUUCAAGACUGAAUCUCACUCAGCGCGGAAGGAAAUUCACGACCAAUAUGUCAUUCCAAACGGUCGCAUCACGUCUGACGCGCAGGCAGCAUAUGCGCUGGCUAUUUGCUUUGAUCUAUUGACGCCAGUCCAAAGAGUCCGUGCUGGAAACCGCCUAGUAGAGCUAGUCAGAAAGAACGAAUUCGACAUCGGCACCGGGUUUGCAGGCACCCCGUACCUAUGCGAAGCCCUCGCACUUACUGGACAUGUCCAGGUUGCUUAUUCUAUGCUCCUAGGAAAAAACUGUCCCGCGUGGCUCUAUCCAGUGAUGAUGGGUGCGACUCCCGUAUGGGAAAGAUGGGAUAGCAUUUUGCCAGAUGGUAGCAUAAACCCCGGUGAGAUGACUCCCUUCAACCACUAUGCCUUCGGUGCUAUCGCGAAAUUUCUGCUUGAAAGGGUUGCAGGCCUGCAGAGACUGUAG